AUGGCCACGCGUCGCUGCGGAACUCGCCUCGAUCCGUCCCUUAAACUUUGCCCGGCUCCUUCCCGCGCACUGACCGGCUCCCUCUCCUUCUCCGCCCAGGUGAACGACCCCUGUUCCCCCACCAAACCCGCGGCUCCUUUCUCGCCGGAAAGCUGGUACAGGAAAGCUUACGAGGAAUCCCGGGCCGGCCACCGCCCCGCCCCCGAAGGCGCCGGCUCCGCUCUGGGCUCCUCCGGCACCCCUUCCCCUGGAUCGGGAACCUCGUCGCCCGGUUCUUUCACCGGCUCGCCCGGCCCCGCUUCCCCGGGGAUCGGCACCAGCUCGCCCGGCUCGCUAGGGGGCUCGCCGGGCUUCGGCACCGGCUCGCCCGGCUCCGGCAGCGGUGGAGGCUCCUCGCCGGGCUCCGACCGAGGCGUCUGGUGCGAGAACUGCAACGCCCGCUUGGUGGAGCUGAAGAGACAGGCGUUGAAGCUGCUCAUGCCGGGGCCCUACGGCGGCGGCGGCGGCAGCAGCAAUAAGGAUCCAGCAUUUUCCUCAGCAAUUCAUGACAAACUACAAGUGCCCAACGCUACCCGGAAGGCAUGGAAUGAGAGAGACGACCGGUGUGAUGUGUGUGCCACUCACUUGAACCAGCUGAAGCAGGAGGCUGUUCAGAUGGUACUGACACUUGAGCAGGCUGCCAACACUGAACAUGGUGAUGCUUCUCCUGGCUCCCCUCCUCCCCUUCCCAGUAUUCCCACCUUAGUGGGUUCUCGACACAUGGGCAGCCUGCAACCCAGAGACUGGGCAUAUAUGUCUGCUCCUUAUGCUACUUCCAAUUAUGCUGGCUUUCUACCUAACAAGCUUAGUGGGAAAUCGAACAACGUAGGGACCGUUAAUGGGGCAGAGAAGAAAAAUGGUUCCUUGGGACAUCAGACAAAGGUCAGUGUACAGAUGGCCACCAGUCCAAGCAACGGUAACAUCCUGAAUUCUGUGGCUAUCCAGGCUCAUCAGUACGUUGACGGCAUCUGGUCCUUGUCAAGAACAAAUGGGGUUACUUUGUAUCCAUAUCAAAUUUCCCAGUUGAUGACCGAGACUGGCCGAGAGGGAUUAACUGAAGCUGUAUUGAACCGCUACAAUGCAGACAAGCCUUCUAUGUAUAGCUUUCCUGCCUCCCAAAGCACCUGUGUGGCCACUGAUACAUCAACAGGAACCUCAGUAGCAGCGUCUUUUUUUGCCAGAGCUGCACAGAAGUUGAACUUGUCGUCCAAGAAAAAGAAACAUAGACCUUCUACAUCCUCUGUUUCUGAAUCUCAUCUGUUUACUACGAAGUUUAGCACUAUCCUGCAGACUUCUCCUCCACCUGCUCCACCAUGUUUGCUGAGAGCUGUCAACAAAGUGAAAGACACUCCUGGUUUGGGCAAGGUGAAGGUCAUGGUGCGCAUUUGCUCCACGUUGGCCAGGGACUCCUCUGAAUCCAGCUCCUUCUUAAAGGUUGAUCCUCGCAAGAAGCAAAUAACCUUAUAUGACCCCUUGUCUUGUGGAGGUCAGAAUGCUUUCCAAAAAAGAAGCAGUCAAGUGCCACCCAAGAUGUUUGCCUUUGAUGCUGUUUUCCCUCAGGAUGCCUCUCAGGCUGAAGUAUGUGCAGGAACCGUAGCUGAAGUGAUCCAGUCUGUGGUGAAUGGUGCAGAUGGAUGUGUAUUUUGCUUUGGCCAUGCCAAACUAGGAAAGUCCUACAGUAUGAUUGGAAAAGAUGACUCAAUGCAGAACCUCGGCAUAAUCCCCUGUGCCAUCUCUUGGCUUUUCAAGCUGAUUAAUGAGCGGAAAGAGAAGACAGGAGCCCGGUUCUCUGUCCGCAUCUCAGCAGUAGAAGUGUGGGGGAAAGAAGAAAACCUGAGGGACUUGCUGUCAGAAGUGGCAACAGGCAGCCUACAAGAUGGCCAGUCUCCAGGUGUCUACCUUUGUGAGGACCCGAUCUGUGGGAUGCAGCUUCAGAAUCAAAGUGAACUCCGAGCUCCCACUGCAGAGAAAGCUGCCUUCUUCCUUGAUGCAGCCAUUGCCUCACGCCGAAGCAGCCAACAAGAUUGCCGGGAGGAAGAUCAUAAGAAUUCUCACAUGCUCUUCACAUUGCACAUCUAUCAGUACCGAAUGGAAAAAAGUGGCAAAGGGGGAAUGUCCGGAGGCCGUAGCCGCUUACACCUUAUUGACUUGGGUAGCUGUGUUAAACCCCUCAGCAAAAAUCGUGAAGGAGGUUCCGGACUCUGCCUCUCAUUGUCUGCAUUGGGCAAUGUCAUCCUUGCCCUAGUCAAUGGCAGCAAGCACAUUCCAUACAAAGACAGCAAGCUGACCAUGUUGCUUCGGGAGUCCCUCGGGAACAUGAACUGCCGUACCACCAUGAUAGCUCACAUUUCGGCAGCUGCAGGGAACUAUGCUGAAACACUUUCCACCAUCCAGAUUGCAUCCAGAGUCUUAAGAAUGAAGAAAAAGAAAACAAAGUACACAUCAAGCUCUUCUGGGGGAGAAAGUUCUUGUGAGGAAGGGAGAAUGCGGAGGCCCACCCAGCUGAGACCUUUCCAUUCUCGGAACGCUGUUGAUCCAGACUUUCCUAUUCUUCACUUGUCAAGUGACCCUGACUAUUCUUCUAGCAGUGAACAGUCGUGUGACACUGUCAUUUAUGUUGGCCCUAAUGGCACAGCUCUCUCAGACAAGGAGCUAACAGAUAACGAAGGGCCGCCUGACUUUGUCCCCAUCGUUCCUGCCCUUCAGAAAAUGAAAAAUGAAGGCAAGCUAGAGGAAAUGAGUGAGACAGCCCCCUGCACCUCUGAGAGAGACUGCCUGAAAUGCAAUACAUUUGCGGAACUUCAGGAGCGGUUAGAUUGCAUUGAUGGCAGUGAGGAGACAGACCAGUUUCCUUUCGAAGAGCUGCCUGUUCAGUAUAGCUCAGACCAAGCAACGAAGUGCCCAGGGUCAAGCCAAGUGACAGAGCCCAGCAAUACAUCAGAGACAGACAAGGAAGAAGGCCUGCUGAGCUGCCAGGACACUGAUGAAUAUGUCAGGGAAAACCUAAAUGCAACAGCCAACAGAAUUCAAGGAAAUCACUCCCCUGUCCACUCUGGGGUACUUAAUGAGAUUUCCACUCCUCCCUCCCCCAGGAGUGUUACAGGCAGCCCUAGUAACCAAAUGACCUCUUCCCAGCAAUCUCAUUGCACAGACCUGCAAAGCAGCCGAGAAAGUCUCAACACCUGUGGCUUUGUAGAAACCAAACCUCGCUGUAUGGGCUCACCACGGCUUGGCAUUGCAAGCCUCUCCAAGACAUCAGAGUAUAAGCCACCCACUUCUCCUUCACAGAGGUGCAAGGUGUACACCCAGAAAGGGGUCUUACCCAACCCUGCGCCUCCACCAUCAUCACUAAGCAAAGAUUCGGGGAUGGUGUCCAGUGAGUCUUUGAUGCAACCAGAGAUCCGCACCCCUCCCAUUGGAAUGAGCCCACAGAUCAUGAAAAGGUCACUGUCUUCCAGCAGCUGCAAUUAUGAAGAGAUGAUGGAUAGCGCAGAGCAAGAACAACGGUCCCCAGAGUCAAAGAAGGAGAUUUUGAGCACCACCAUGGUCACAGUCCAGCAACCAUUAGAGCUGAAUGGGGAGGACGAGCUGGUAUUCACCCUAGUUGAAGAGCUGACCAUUAGUGGGGUUCUGGAGAAUGGACGGCCUACAAGUAUCAUCAGCUUUAACAGUGAUUGUUCUGUGCAGGCUUUGGCUUCUGGGUCCAGGCCAGUUAGCAUUAUCAGCAGUAUUAGUGAAGAUCUUGAAUGCUAUGCCAGUACAGCUCCCGUUUCGGAGGUUAGCAUUACUCAGUUUCUGCCCCUUCCAAAAAUGGGCCCGAGCAACAAAGCCGAAGAAGAUGAAAGCAGACGCUCAUCUAUCAGUUCCUGGCUGAGUGAGAUGAGCACUGGAAGUGAUGGGGAACAGUCCUGCCACAGCUUCAUAGCCCAAGCAUGCUAUGGUCAUGGGGAAGCAAUGGCUGAAACCAAUGCUCCUGAGCUUGCUGAGCUUGGGGAGAAUAAUAGUGCUGCUUGUAUAGGUGAUAAGCAAAAGCCAGCGACAGAGAAUAUAUUUCUAUUACCCGAGGUGGCUGAUGAAAGUAUUAAUAAAAUGUCAUCCAUCAAAGGUUGUAAAAUAUCAGCCCUAGGAAAGACUACAGUCACAAUAUCAAACACUGCGGGCCUGAGCAGCUGUGAAGGCUUCAUUCCAAUGAAGACCAACAUCACCGUCUAUCCUUGUAUUGCUGUUAGUCCCUUUAAGGCACAAGGGACUCAUGAGGCUAUCUCAGCUGUCACAUCACCAGCCAGAGCUCCCCAUCCUCAAGAGGUAAAAGAAUCCAGUGUAAGGAAAGAGAUCAAAUUUGAUGAUCCUUGGCUGAAGAGGGAAGACAGUGUAAAGAAAGAAAAUGGCGGUCCAAAGGCCGAGGUUGUACCUGACCAAAGUAAGAAACAGAACUUGGCAGACAGAUUUAGUAGCAGCAGUGGAGAUACCUCUAGCUCUCCAGGAACAGAAAACCUGAGAAGAGUUGUAGAUGGAUGUGAAAUGGGACUGCCCAGUUCUGGAACCCAUAGCCCAGUUCAUUCUACCGAGAGCUUUAAAAACGGGAGCCUCACAAGGGCACUCCAGAAGACCAGCAAGCAAGAGGAACUGGAUUUGGCGUCCUCUCCUUAUCUUGAAGAGAACAAUGUAGUUGGCUCUCCGGUUUUAUCUCAGACCUCAAAAGCUAGCCUGGAAAGAAGAAUUGCUUCCCCUAAGCACUGUGUUCUUACACGUCCAAAAGGAAACCCUCCACUGCCUCCUGUGAGAAAAUCAAGCCUUGAUCAAAAGAACAGGGCCAGCCCUCAGCACAGUGCUUGCAGUAGUAGCACCAACAGCCCUUCAAACCAACCAGUAUCUUUUCUGGCUAGUUUUAAUGAUGACCUGAACGGGAAACAAAAGGGUGCCACUACAGAGAAUAGUACUAAUAGCAGUAGUAAGUUAUUUAGUGCCAAACUUGAACAGCUGGCUAGCAGAAGUAAUUCCCUAGGAAGGCCCAGCGGGAGCCAUUAUGAGUGCCUGUCCUUGGAAAGGGCAGAGAGUCUCUCCUCUGUGAGCUCCAAGAUGAGUCCUGGGAAAGAUACCACAAUGCCAAGAGCGGGAAGGAGUCUCAGCCGCAGUCUAAUGUCCUCACCAACAAACUCGGCCAUUUCUCAAUCGGCAGGGGCUUCGCCAAAGGCCAGUCAGUCCAAGAUCUCUGCGGUGAGCAAGCUGCUUUUGGCAAGUCCAAAAGCCCGAAGCCUAGCUGCUUCAACCACCAAAACGCUUAGCUUUUCAACGAAGUCCCUUCCUCAGUCUGUGGGGCAGAGUUCAAACUUGCCUCCGAAUGGAAAGAAUAUGUCCUGGUCCACUCAGUCUCUCAGCAGGAAUAGGAAUUCUGGCCUCUCCUCAAAACUGCCCUUGAGAGCUGUGAAUGGUAGAAUUUCAGAACUGCUGCAGGGAAGCACCAGUACCAGAGGAUUGCAGCUGCGCAGAAACUCAGACACCGAUGAGCGUGGUGUCAUUCACGGAGAGGAGAAGCCCCUCAUUCACCUGCUGCCUUCGCCUUACAGCAAGAUCACCCCACCUCGAAAGCCCCAUCGCUGCAGCAGUGGCCAUGGAAGUGACAACAGUAGCGUCCUGAGUGGGGAACUUCCCCCCGCCAUGGGGAAAACAGCCCUUUUCUAUCACAGUGGAGGAAGCAGCGGAUAUGAAAGCAUGAUGAGAGAUAGUGAAGCAACAGGAAGCACUUCAUCAGCUCAAGACUCUAUGAGCGAGAACAGCAGCUCUGUCAGUGGGAGGUGCCGAAGUCUCAAAAAUCCAAAGAAGCGCUCAAAUUCAGGUUCUCAGAGACGGAGACUCAUUCCAGCUUUAUCACUCGACACAACAUCUCCUGUACGGAAACCUACCAGCCCAGCAGUACGCUGGGUGGAUGGACCCCUGCGAAGUGCCCAGAGAGGAAUGGGGGAGCCCUUUGAGAUCAAAGUGUAUGAGAUUGAUGACGUGGAGAGGCUCCAGCGACGGCGCAUGGGGGACAACAAUGAGGUGAUUUGUUUCAAUGCUAAACUGAAGAUCCUGGAACACCGGCAGCAGCGAAUUGCAGAGGUCAAGGCCAAGUAUGAGUGGUUAAUGAGGGAGCUGGAAGUCACCAAACAGUACCUGAUGCUGGAUCCUAAUAAAUGGCUUACUGAAUUUGACUUGGAGCAAGUAUUUGACUUGGAUUCCCUGGAAUACUUGGAGGCUCUCGAAUGUGUGACUGAGCGGCUAGAAAACCGUGUCAACUACUGCAAGGCCCACCUCAUGAUGAUCACGUGCUUCGACAUCACUUCGAGGCGUCGGUGAAAAAGAUCCAUCUUUAAGGUUUGGGCUACUGCUGCCCCCACCCCACCCCCAUUUCUUUCUUUUGAACAGCACCCCAAAGACGCAGAAUGAGAAUGAAGGUUGGUGUCACGUUUUGACUGUUUGUGCAUGAGUGUGAGCUGAAAUGUUUUUUCCCGCUCUCUGUUAUGCCGAAGAGCAGAGCAUAAACUGGAUAGAUGAUGAGGAUGAAAAGCAAAGACGCUGAGGAAAAAAAAGGAUGUGGAUUCUCCUAGCCUGAAAGAGCACUUUGAGAAAUCUUUAAGGACAUGUUUGUACAUAGGAACUGCUGGCAGAAGUGACUUUUUCCUGAAUAAUAACGGAAGAGGGAGGCAGAGCAGGUGUAGGAAUGCCGCUGCUGAGAGCACCAUUAAAGUAAAAUACACAGAAAAACUGUCUUAAGUGCCUUGCAAACCUUUAUUAUCCAAACAUUUAUGUCCAUACGUUGUCGUGUACAGAUGGUGCUAGUCACGAAAAAGAAAAAAAGACAAAAAAUCAAUCCUUUUUGUUUCUGGAAAUGUAUUUACAACUUGUUCACUCCCCCUCUCCCUUGGUGUUUUAUCCUGUUUCUGACUUGCUGUUUCUAUGUAACUUGUGUUUAUAGAGAUAUUUCAUAACUGAUGCAGCAUAUAAGUAAAUGUUAACUGUGUUUUCUUGUUACACAUCAGAGUAAGGCCACUCAAAGGAAAAGCUCCCACAUAAACUUUCAAAAUAAUUAAGAAAAAUGGAGGAAGAAAGGUUUCCCCCAACUCUUGUUGCUAAAUAACACAGUUGUGGAUUAUCCAGCAACAGGGCAAGACUGAGCAUUGACCUCACUGAUUAAAAUGGGGUCAUUCGGGGUUUAAGCAAGCACUGAAACAAUUUUAUAUACCAAGCGUUUUCAAUAGAUGUUCAAAUGAAACAUUACAAUGGUUUCUUCCUGGGGGAUCAUUGUAGCCAUCCUGUAGUUUGUGGUACACAACUAAGUCUAUCAACUGCCCAUUCUUAAAUGGGGCUGGGGGUUCUUGUACCAGAUCUGUUCUGUGAUAGGGCUGAAAAUAAUAGGCUUGUGUAAGCUGAUCCUUGCUUGUGUGUAGGCAGGGUUCCUGAUUAAGGGAGCUCUGUAGCAGUGUUCAGCUGCUACAGAGC
This is a messenger RNA of Pogona vitticeps (central bearded dragon), 7518 nucleotides long. RefSeq names its product kinesin family member 26B (gene KIF26B). NCBI's taxonomy places the organism in Eukaryota, Metazoa, Chordata, Lepidosauria, Squamata, Agamidae. Gene Ontology annotation, molecular function: ATP binding; microtubule binding; microtubule motor activity. Gene Ontology annotation, biological process: microtubule-based movement. The record is from RefSeq and is a predicted model, not a curated record.